AUGAUAGAGUUGAAUGCAGUUACAUGGCCAACUCAUAUUUGGUACGGUAUGUCAAUUAUAAGUGUUCCAAUAUAUAUUAUUGUUGUAAUUUGUCUAAUAAAACUUCGAUACGUUUCUAGAACAUACACUACAACAUUUUACACUCUACUUCUACAGCAUGUAAGUAUAAAAACUUUUAUAUAUAUACAUUUAUUGAAUCAAACGACUACAUAUAAUAAUAGUAAGAGGAAGAGAAGAGAGAAUGACAAAUUUUUCACACGUAGUGGUUAUAUUUCAAAAACUACUCCAGAGUUUUGCGGAUUUAUCUACCACUUUCUUCUACUUUGUUCUUUUCAUUCUUCGAAAAAUCCAAAUAAUUCGUCAAUUUUAUUUUGAUAAUCAAAAUUAUCUCAUUGCCGCGGCAACUUAUUACUGCACUUAUAUUUUUCUCUAUCUUAGAUGUUCUGGUAUUAUUUUGCUUACAUUUCAGAGAUUUAUAACUAUUGUAUUUCCAUCUUCAAGAUUCACACAUGUAAGAAAAAUCAGGAUAAAAAACAUAACAUCUUUCAAUAUUUCUAGGCGUUUCAAGAAGCCAAAUCAUGGCAAACAAUAUCAUUAUAUUGGAGCAUCCCAAUUAUAUUCGAGAUUUUAAUUUUAAAAAGUGCCGAUGCCAAGUUUGAUGGAUUACAAGAUAUGGCAAUUGUUGUGGACAAAUCAGUUAUAAAUGUGAGUUUUCCAUUCAAAGUUAAUUUAUGAUUCAAAUUAUUCAGUACAAUACAACAUUGGCUCUUAUUGUGAGCAGUUUUACAUGCUUACUUUGUGCAACAUUUUAUGUUCUAAUCGCAGUAUCAAUCAAGAAAAAAACCGGAAUUUCAACUAAAAAAUUUCAAAAAGAGAAAAUAAUCGCAAUCCAGAUUCUGAUUCUUCUAGUUGCUUUUCUAGGUGUUUUCGUUUAUUUUGGUUUUCAGAAUUAUUUUUCGAGAACUGGAAAUGUAUGACGAAUUCAAUAAUCUAAUUAUAAAUGCUAACACAUCUGUUUUUUAGACUGGUCCUGUGUUUUUCAUGAGAUCCAUUUAUCCUUUACCAAGUGGUGUUCUAUCGUAUAUCAAUCCAUUUUGCAUACUUAUUUUGAAUAGAGACUUUACAACUCAUGUUGCAAGAAUUAUAACUUGCAAUACACUGAAAAAGGUCGGAUUCAUUUUCAAUAUUAAAAAAACUAUUAUUUUUAGCUCGAUACAACAGUUUCAACAGUUCAAUCAACGUCUUUUAAAGGAAUUAAAAGAGUGAAAUUUUGAUCGAUCUCUGCAAACAAAAACUAAUUAAUUUUUUAGUUUUCCCACACAAAAAUUCCUUGUUUUCAUCUAGUCUCCUUCCUCAUUUUUCUAAUAUGUGAUUUGACGAUUUUGUGUUCUCAUUACGUCUCGUGUACAAGUUCAUUAAUGCUUGAAUAAAUUUUUACCAAAUAUGAAAUUGUUCAAUAAUUUUCAGUUCCGAUUUAAUGGAAAACUUGCGAGCUGUAAAUUGGCCAACAUAUGUUUGGUAUGGAAUGUCAAUUGUCAGUGUUCCAACAUACAUCGUAGUUUUGAUAAGUUUGAUAAAACUUCGAAAAUUUUCAAAAGCAUAUCGAACUACAUUCUACACACUCCUCAUACAGCAUGUCAGUUCUUUCAUUUUCUAAUUAUUCGAAAAAUAGAUUUUCAGGGUUUUGCUGAUUUAUCAACAAUGUUUUUCUAUUUUCUACUUUUCACACUUCGCAAAAUUCAAACAAUCCGUCAAUUAUAUUUUGAUUAUCAGGAAUAUUUUGUAGCCGAAGGAACUUAUAACUUCACAUAUUAUUUUCUAGCUGUAAGAUGUUUUGGUAUCAAUCUUUUGACUUUUCAAAGAUUUAUAAUAAUUGCGGCUCCAUCUUCAAAAAUCACACAUGUGAGUGAAUAAAGUUCAUCUAGUCUGAAUUCAAUUGUUUGUUUUAAGAUAAUUCAAGAAGCUAGUACUCCAUCAAUUGCAUUUUUCUAUUGGUCAUUUCCAACUAUAUUUAGUGUAUUAUUUUUGAGUGGAGCUCACCCAACUUUUGAUAGUGUGGAAGAUAUGGCAAUUGUUGUAGAUAAAUGGGUUAUUACAGUAAUAAUUUCAUAAUGGUAAAACAAAACUAAACAUGUCAAUCCUUUUUUCAGCGGAAUACUACAAUGGCAUUAGCAAUAAGUACUUUCACGUGUUUGGCUUGCACAACAAUUUAUAUUUUGAUAGCUUGUUCAAUUCAAAAACGAACUGGAAAUUCCUCAAGUCAGAGUUUUCAAAAAGAAAAACUCAUUGCUAUUCAAAUUUAUAUUCUUGUUAUCGCGUUUUUCGGAAUAUUUUUCUAUUUUGCAUUUCAAAACUAUUUUUCAAGAAUAGGAAAUGUUAGUUAUAUCUUCAUUUGAGAUAAAGAUCUCGAUUUUUCAGUCUGGUCCCGUGUUCUUCAUGAGAUCCUUGUAUCCUCUUCCAAGUGGUGUACUUUCUUAUAUCAACCCAUUUUGUACAUUAUUUUUGAAUCGCGAAUUCACAACACAAGUGAAAAAGAUUAUAACGUUUAGAAAUAUUACCGUGGUAAAUCAAAAAAAAUAUGAAAGAUCUGCUUAUUUUCAUAUAUUGAAUUACAGAACAAUACAACUGUCUCGGUUCUAUAUUCGUCAACAAGAAAAAUAACAAAAAUAGGAGUGCGAUAAAAAUAAAUGAAAAAUAACAUUUCAUAGAUUAUUUUUUCGGGAAGUUCUAAUUGUAUGUUUGAUUGUGAAUAAAAUUUGGGGGUUGUGAUCGAAGUUAUUUUUUUCGUGGCACACAUUUUUGAUUUCUUAAUAAAAUGGAAAACUGGAGAAUAAUUUUAUGGCCAAUUCAUAUUUGGUACGGAAUGUCGAUUAUUAGUAUUCCAGUUUAUAUUACAGUAGUUAUAUGUUUAUUGCGACUGCGAUAUACUAGUAAAGAUUAUAAUUCAACAUUUUACACACUACUUUUACAGCAUGUAAAGUUUGAAAAAUCAAGAUAAAGAGAAUAAAGUUAUACUUUAUAGAGCUUCGCAGAUUUAUUCACAAUGUUUUUCUACUUCAUACUUUUUACACUUCGAAAAAUUGAAGUUAUCCGUCAGUUUUAUUACGAUUAUCAAAGCUAUUAUAUUGCUCCAGCAACAUAUAAUUUUACGUAUUAUUUUUUGUACAUAAGAUGUUCUGGUAUUAUACUUCUGACACUUCAACGAGUAGUUUUUAUAACUGUGUCAUUUUCAAAAGUAGCAAACGUGAGUUCUUAAAUUUAAAUUGAAUUAACUUUUUUAUAUCAAGUGGAUGAGAGAAAUGAACAAAUGGAAAGUGGUCCUAAUUUAUUGGUUGACUCCAACAAUUAUAAGUAUUGUAGUUCUAAAAGAUGUUGAUAUUGUUUUUGACGAUAUCAAUAAUAUGGAUGUUAUUGUGGAUAAAGAAAUAAUAAUGGUGAGAUAAAAAGCUUUACAAAGUCAGAAAAACUUCAACUUUUGAUUACAGAGAAAUACUACAAUGACACUAAUUAUGACAAGUAUAACUUGUUUCACUUGCUCAUUUUUAUAUGUGUAUCUGAUAACUUUCUUACGAAAAAAAUCUUCUCAAUCAAAUUAAUCGAAGAGAAAAACUAAUUGCAGUACAAGUUUUUAUUCUUAUUCUAGGACUUUUUGGAGUUUUCAUUUACAGCGCAUUUCAAAAUUAUUUUUCAAGAACGGAAAACGUGAAAAACUCGAAACGUUUUUAAAUAAAAACAAAAGAUAAUUUUCAGGAUGGCCCUGUCUUUUUCAUGAGAUCAAUAUAUCCGAUUCCAAAUGGUGUUUUAUCUUAUCUCAAAGGGUUGGUCCUCCGCCAAGGAAUCUUGCUUGGUUUAGAUAAGAAUAAGGUGCUCCUGGAAGGUUCCAGUUUUAGAAAAAAUUCUAGUAUCAAUUCAGCCCAUGUUUUUCCUCAAAAACACAAGCGAGUUAAAACCUACGAAAUAAAGCAUGUAAAUGCGCUCUAGCGCACAACUUGUUUUUGAAUUUUUGUGUGUGUGUUUGCACACAACUUUGAAAAUAACACGGUGACGCCUUUUUGCAGACGAUUUUUUCACCAGGAAAGCACCAACCCUUCAACCCAUUUUGUAUUUUAUUUUUAAAUAGAGAGUUUCGGAAAGAAUUUAUAAAAUUUAUUGGAUGCAAUAGGAUUUUAUUAGUAAGUUUGAACUGAGUUUCGAUCUUACUAUACUAACCAUUUCAGAGAUCUAGAUCGAAAAUUGUACCAAACUCCACUUGAUGAUUUUUUAAAUUACCCAACAAAAAACUCACAGCACAUUGAUUCCAUUCAAUCGAUCACAUUGUCUCCAUUUUGUUUUUCUCCGCAUGAUCGUUUAUAAACCAAUUCGAUGAAUUCGUUCUAAAUAAAAAAAAAGAAUUAUGAAAAAAAAACAUUUUUCCAAACUCACCAAAUCAUAUUAUAUCAAAUACGAAAAUGAAACAUGCAUUUCUGCAAUUCUUUCCCGAUAAUACACGUACACUUCUAGUUCACGCUGUACAAAUAUUUUUGUCAAAAGUAAUUAGAAAGUAUUAUUGCGAAAAAUAACGCUAUUCAAAAAAUGCAAAUUAUUUAGAUCGCUGCCAAUCGAUAUAGGCAAAACUAAAAGAUAUUGAAAUCCCGCCUGCUCUACAAGCAGUUGAACUUUGUGGGUCUAGGACACAUUAAUUUCAAAAAUCUGUAGUUAAUGAAGGCCAGUUGUUUUAUAUUUAAAAUUGUUUUAAAAAAUAAACAUGCCACGGUAUCCCGAACGCGUAUUGCGCCAGCACUGCACACGCCACACACUCUCUCGUUUUCCCUCUAUCUCUCAUCGGUCUCUUCAGCAAAUCGCACUCUCUCAUAUUUUUUGCGCUUAUGUUUCUUUGCUGAAAAAAUGCUGGAAAUGCAAUUUUUGUAACUGAAUCGAGAAUUGAGAAGACAGAGAACGCAAAAUUGAAGAUAUUCCAAGUUGUUUUAUAAAAAAUGGUGGAGAAUGAAAAAUCGUCAAAAAAACAUAAUUUUUCGACCUAUGAAAGCUGAUUGAAUGCACCAAAAAUGAGCACAACUUUUCUCUAGAGAGCUCUGGCUACUAGUUGCGGGCACCGUGAAACAGGAGAGCUGAGCUGAGCUCUCUUCUAGCUGAGAGCGAAAAAAAGAAAAAUUUUAAAAAUCGAAGAAGGCAAUUGCGCUCUUCCGCAAAUAUUUUCUUUUCUCUCUCAUUGAACACACACUGUUUUGCAAAAAUCUUUUUUUUUUCGAAAAACACGUUUCUUACAUGAACCAUAUAUUUUGCAACGUGGAAUUUUAUCGUUUCAUUUCUGAAAACUAGGCGAAAUUGAAACAUUAUUUUGACCUAGCAAUAAUUCAGUAUUGUUUGCAAUCAUUCGACGCAAAACGUUCCGAGGUAUUUUUUUCUUCGUUUCGUCUGUUUUUAGUGUUUCAUUAUUUUUUUAUUUCACAUUCUCCAUUGUUAAUUUGACUCAUUAAGCUGUACAAUACAUAUUUCAGAGCAAAUAUUCGAUGA
Molecule: messenger RNA, 5514 nt
Organism: Caenorhabditis angaria
Lineage: Eukaryota; Metazoa; Nematoda; Chromadorea; Rhabditida; Rhabditidae
Source: the annotation of a GenBank genome assembly